AUGCACAUUCGUUCACUACUAUCCCCCAGCACUGCUCUUGUGCUGGUCUCACUGGUCGCCGCCUCGUCUGCCUCGGACGUGGUUAACUUGACCGCUCUCUCUUUCGAGACGGUCGUUGGCCCGGAGCCCCUCGUUCUCGUUGCAUUCUGUACCUCAUGGAGUGGGCAUUGCAAGGCUUUGGCACCGCAUUACGAGGAGGCCGCUACCGCUUUGAAGGCGAAGAACAUCAAGAUCGCCAAGGUUGACUGUGUCGCAGAACCAAGCUUCUGUGAGGCCCAUGAAGUCCAGGGAUACCCAACGCUGAAAGUCUUUCGUUAUGGUUCCCGGGUUGACGGUUAUCCUGGGACACCUCAGGCUGAUAGCAUCAUAAAUUACAUGGUCGAGCAAUCCCUCCCCGCAGUCUCCGAAGUCACCACCGCCAACCACGAAGAAUUCAAGAACGCUUCUAACAAUAGCAGGGUCGUUGUUACCAUUGCCUACGUCGCCUCCUCGACAGAGAGCCCUGCAGUGGAAUUCAGUGCCGUCGCUGAGAAACACCGCGACCGUAGUGCCUAUGUCUUCGGUCUUUCUACUGAUGAAGACGCCAUUGAUGCGGCGGGCGUGACGCCACCAGCUAUCGUGGUAUACCGCAGCUUCGACGAGCCCAAGACCGUAUACCCUGGCCUCCCUAUCUCCGCAGUCUCAAACCCUGAAUUGGAGGAAUGGAUUUCUAGCCUCUCCGUCCCCGUCAUCGACGAAAUAAGCGCAGAAAACUACGCCGUAUACAUCAACAGCCCCAAACCCCUUGCCUAUCUCUUCCUUGAUCCCUCUUCCCCCGACAAAGAAGUAUACAUCGAAGCGAUCCGGCCCGUAGCUCAACAAUACAAACCCCAGGUCAACUUCGUCUGGAUCGAUGCUGUCAAGUUCGUCACGCAUGCCAAGGCAUUGAAUCUCAAGGAUGUCAAGUGGCCCGCCUUCGUUAUCCAAGACUUGGGCAGGAAGCAUUUGGCAUAUCCUCUGGAUCAAAGCAUGGACGUCACACCUGAGGCUGUGGGUAACUGGUUGCAGCAAUUCCUCGAUGGCAAGCUCGAACCCAUGCUGAGGAGUGCGCCCAUCCCGGAGACUCAGUAUGGACCUGUCUCCACAGUUGUUGGCAAGCAAUUCAACGAGAUUGUCCUGGAUGACUCCAAGGACGUCUUCGUUGAGUUUUACACUACUUGGUGCGGACACUGCAAACGGUUGAAACCUAUAUGGGACUCCCUAGGGGAGAAGUACGCUCCCCUCAAGGAGAAAAUUACCAUUGCAAAAAUGGAGCUAUUAGCAAAUGAACUACCACCUUCUGCCCCCUUCCGUGUCUCCAGUGUCCCGGCCCUCAAGUUCAAGCCUGCUGGAUCGCGCGAAUUCAUUGAUUAUGAUGGCCACCGCACCCUCGAGGACUUCAUUGCUUUCGUUAAGGAGCACGCGAGGAAUAACCUUGAGACGCCGGUCGUUCCUACCGAGGGCGAAGGAGUUGGGCAGAUACCAUUGGGUGCUGAGACCCGGUGA
Messenger RNA from Pleurotus ostreatus (oyster mushroom), 1524 nucleotides. RefSeq names its product protein disulfide-isomerase precursor. The record is from RefSeq and is a predicted model, not a curated record. Gene Ontology annotation, biological process: protein folding; response to endoplasmic reticulum stress. Gene Ontology annotation, molecular function: protein disulfide isomerase activity. The transcript has 6 exons. Gene Ontology annotation, cellular component: endoplasmic reticulum. The coding region runs from base 1 to 1524 and encodes 507 amino acids. NCBI's taxonomy places the organism in Eukaryota, Fungi, Basidiomycota, Agaricomycetes, Agaricales, Pleurotaceae.